Molecule: messenger RNA, 3639 nt
Organism: Funneliformis geosporum
Lineage: Eukaryota; Fungi; Glomeromycota; Glomeromycetes; Glomerales; Glomeraceae
Source: the annotation of a GenBank genome assembly
AUGGACCCCCUUCUUUUUACUGCUCCUGCUCGUAUUCGAAUCUUACUCGUUCCAGUACAUCCUAUUAAAGCUACAACUUUUCAUAAACACGUUCAAUUAGUGAAAAACUUUAAUGUAGUAAGACUUGGGGACGUAACUCCGGAUAUGCGAGGUGUUCAAUCCAUGUUCAGCUCACAGCUCUUUCAUGAAGGUCAGCUACACUUUAAUUUCGUAACUUCUUAUGAGCCGGAACAUGCUUAUCUUGAAGAAUUUCAAAUGCAUCGUAGGAUUUUUGGGGUAAUUGAAGAUCAACCUGAUGAUACGAAAGGAUUAAUCAUGAUUCCUGAUGUUGGAAAAAUAGAUUUUUAUAUGGGCACAAUGAUCUCAGAUUUUGCAAAUAGUAUUCUUAACGAAUUCGGCAAUUUAGCUGCCGAUAUUGAAAGGAGACCAAUUGUACAUUCACCGAAAAUUCCAUCACAAAAUUUCUCCCAAUCUCAAUCGAUAAAUGGUCGAUACUCCACACCUCUUCAAUCAUUUUCAGCCCCUGAUUUAAAAUUACUUCAAACACCUCCAACUUUCCCACUUACACCCCCUGUUCAAGCUAUGACUACCAGUGGUGUUGGAGCUGCAGCAAAUAUUAGCCCUAAAGAUAAUUCCUACCAUAGUAGAUCAUUUUCAUCGUCAACACUCGUCAAUAUUGCUAAUGUUCCAAAUACAGUCGCUGAUAUUAAAUUAAAGAGGAGAGCAAAUGGUCGUAUUGAAAAAUUAAUCGCAGAUUUAUUUUUAAUGGCCGGAAGAUUACCUGAUGCUGUAUCUCAUUAUUCUCUCGCUAUUGAAACCACAAAAGCGAAUGGUGAUUAUUUAUGGCAAGGGUCAGCUUUAGAAGGAUUAUGUGUUGGAUUACUUCUUGCAGCCUAUCUCCAUACAGACGUUGGGCCUCAUUAUCUUCAACCUCCGUCUUCACCGAGUCCAAAUGAUUCAUCAGCUCCUUCAUCACCUGAGUCACCCCAAGCUCUUUGGAUAGAUAUAACUGAGAAAUAUGUUAAUAUCCUUACAUUAUAUGCCAAAACUUCGGGUCCUUCAAAUAAUCAAGUGCCUCCUUUAAUUUAUACGGAAGCUUGUUUGAAAGUUGCAAAAUUUUUGGCAUGCAUUUGGGUAACGGGUGGAUGGGGUGAUAAUGCAUUAAAACUAAGUGUUCAUGGUGGAACUCCUGAAAAGGGAUCAAACGAGAGAUGGGGAUUAAGUUCCGUAACUUUGUUAAUUUUACCACUUCUUUCUAAAUCACGUAAUUCGUCACCACAAAUUACUAAACCAUCGAUCGGAAGUGAAAGUGGAUUAUUAACUUGUUUGAAGAAAAUCGCGGAAAUUUAUGGUGUAGGAGAUGAUGUUGACCAAACAGAUUAUUCCGUGAUCGAUGAAGAUGCACGACCGCUCGAAUUCGGUUGGCCAGAUAUUCAAAUCGAUGUAAUAAAAGAUGCUUUAACGAUUUCUGAAGCACUUCCAGAUUAUCCAUCUAUGGUAAAAUAUACAACAAGACUCUUGCGUAGAUUGUUCAUGUAUAUGCACAGAGAUGAACAAAUUCGUUUAUCGACAUCAAUUCCACGUAUCGUUGGUGCUGGUAAAAAAUUAGGAUUGGAUAUGGAAUUUAAAUAUUGGGGCCUGAAUAUUGUAAAAGGAAUUCAAGUGUGUCGUCCAACAUCAAGGAGGAUACCUUAUCCACAUACUAACAAGAAAUUAUCUUUAAAGAAUGAGGAGAAGAAAGAAGGAGUUAGUCCUUUUAUUUAUCAAUCUUUUAAUAAAAAGAAAGUAGAGACUGCUCAGAUACAUUUGAUAGCAAAUGAAACUUCAUAUUUCCUAGUUACCUUAGCAAAUCCUUUUGCAUUUGAUAUGGAAAUUCAAAACAUAUCAGUGAGCACUGAUGGUAUAGCUUUCACUCCAAAUUCAAUUUCAACCACCAUAUUAGCUAAUACGUCUAUAACAUUAAGAAUUUCUGGAAUACCAACCGAGCCUGGAGAAUUGAUUGUUAGGGGAUGUAAAAUAAAAGUUCAUGGUUGUUUAGAACAAGAAUUUUUAUUUAUGACCGUUAUUAAGCGUUAUUUAAUGAGUAUUGGUUCAUUUUAUAGUGGCUUAGCCGCGUUAGAUUCGUACCAUAAAAAAGAUACUACAAUAUCGAACGAACAAGAUGAGAAUUCACCCAUUAAAAAACCUUUUAUUUCGGAAUUUUUAAAAGUUUCUGUUAUUAAUGAACAACCGUUAAUUAAGAUCAAAUCUACGUCAUUAAUGCAUGGAGCAAUGAUGUUAUUUGAGGGAGAACAAACUGAAAUGACAAUAAAACUUGAGAAUGUUGGAAAAACACCAGUUGAUUUCUUAAGUUUAUCAUUUAAUGAUUCAACGAUUGCCAAUGCACAAGCAUUAUUAAAUUCAGAUAUGCCAGCGGAGGAAGCAUAUGAAAUGGAAUUAUAUGCACAUAAGCAAUCAGUAUUUUCUUGGAAUAAAAAAGAUAACGUUAAAAUCUUACCAGGGAAUGAAUGUAUAGUUAAUAUCAAUGUAUUUGGAAAAAGAGGAUGCGUGAAUGGAACUAUACAAAUAGAUUAUGGAUAUCUUAAUCGGCCAAAUAUAUCAGAUGAUGAACCAUUUUAUACAAGACAAGUAUUUUAUCCAGUAUUAUUAACGAUCCAUCAAAAUUUAGAGACUAUAUCAAUGGAUAUACUUAAUUUUAAACCAUUAAAUGGAGAAGAAAAUUAUGAGUCAGUUAAUCGUGAUAUUGAAGAUCAAAGGAAUGGGAUGGUCGAAGAUUUGCUUAAAGUUAUGAAGUGGAACAAUAAAGGUACAAAGAAAGAUUUUAUGGAAAAAAUGGAAAAUGAUUAUUGUUUAUUAACAUUUGAUAUAAGAAAUGUUUGGCAUGUUGGAUUUGAUGUUACUAUCGAAACUGAUGAAGGCGAAGAUAUUGAUCCUUUGACCAUUACUACAACGAUUCAGCCUGCUUCAACUGCAAGAAUUAUAUUACCCAUUAAGCGAAUUUCACUUUCAGAGAAAGAAAAUACACAACCCAUUCCUUCACUUCUAGAAAAACAAUUUGUUGUCUCAAAAGGACCGAAGGGGACUAUCGAACAAGAAAGAUUGUCUCUAGCAUUAUUUUGGUAUAGAGAAAAGUUAUUACAAAAAAUCAAAGCUACAUGGGAAUCUUCAUUUACAAAUCAAAAAGGAAUAGUUGAUAUUAGAUCAUUGAGACUCAAUAAAUCAAUGUUAAAUGUAUUAAAAAUUAAUGAAGUAUCAUUUGGCAUUGAUAUGGAAGAUGCAUCAAAAGUAACUAAAUUAUCAUGUAAUCAAUUUAAAUGUCCUGUUAAUGAAUUUGUUAGAAUGAAAUUUGUUAUUUAUAAUAAUCAAGAUAAAUCAUGUAAAUUAUGUAUACGGAUUCAACCUGUACAAAGUUAUAGUGAUGGUAUAAUGGAAUGGGAUUUGUCUAAAAGAAUGGUUUGGAAUGGGUUAUUACAAACUCCUUUACCAAAGAUUGCACCAAAAUCUUCAAUAAUAUAUACUUUACCUAUAUGUUUUUUUUCAAGAGGAGACUUUAAAUUUUUAUAUCAUUGUGAAGAUGUUCAUACAAGAACAAUGUAUUUUGAUACGCAACCAUUAAUUGUUGAAGUUAUUGAUAGUUAA